Molecule: messenger RNA, 1420 nt
Organism: Rhizopus microsporus ATCC 52813
Lineage: Eukaryota; Fungi; Mucoromycota; Mucoromycetes; Mucorales; Rhizopodaceae
Exons: 3
Coding region: 35-1357 (440 amino acids)
Cellular component (GO): extrinsic component of mitochondrial inner membrane
Source: RefSeq, a predicted model, not a curated record
AUUUUUUUUUGGUUUUUAUUAUAAACUUGUUAGAAUGAAUAGAGCAUUAAUAACAGCUUCACGACGACUGUUGCUACGUAGCGUUGUUCGCCAGUCAUCAGUUUCUAGACAUGUCAUUACACGAUCCUUGACACAAACUGCUGUUCGACCUAUCUUCAAGGGUAUCUUUCGCAACUCCUCAGCUCAGGACACAGAUAAUAAGCGCCAGGUCAUUAUAGAUCAAGACCAUUUAUUUCACAUUCUAUCGAAAUCACCUAUAGCAGAAAUGAGAGACAGAGCUGCCAUCAUUAACAAAUAUGGUACCUGUCCUGUCUGUGACAACCACGAGGCACCUAAACAGAAGCCAACGUAUGAUUGUCCCGAAUGUGGAUAUCCUACACAUUGCUGCGAAGACCAUUAUCACCAAGGAAAAGAGGCGCACAAGGAAAUAUGUUCUGUUUUACGAGAGAUUAAUGAAGACGAUCAUGACUUACGUUCGGGAAGACCUAUGCGAGAAUUUGAAUUUCCUAGUGCUCAGGGAUUUGAUGAAACGGUCAAUAUGGCAAACUGGGAUAUGUUCUUUUAUACCCGUAGUUUCCCAUCCAUGGACUCUGAUAGAUCAAUGCGUCAUGUAUCAAAACUAUUGACAUAUCCUAUAUCCAUUGCUGCCGUUUUGCAUGAAUCAAGUCCGUACAAAUACGGAGAUCAGAUUACAGCAGAAGGCAUGCGAUCAAUAGCAGCCCUUAGAACCAUUUUGUAUCCUAAAAAUCGACUUGUCAACGAUGCCCAAGCUCAAGUUCGUACAGAGACAAUCAACAUUUACCUUUUAGGAGCUCGUGCGGAGGCAACCUUACCAUCUCACAUCUGGCUACAACUUGCCUACCUGUUUCCAUCAACGCCUUUCCACAUCCAUUUUAUUGGGCCCGACGCCUUAGCCCCUAACCAAGAACCUCACAUGAAGUCAGUAAAUGAACGCCUUUUCUUUACGUUUGAUAACGCCAUGUAUCACGACUAUCAUGAAAAAAUCGAGAAAUUUGAUCCUUAUACCGAUUUCUUCUUCUUGUUCUCUCCUGGUAUUGGUCAUCACAGUGCACGUGAAGGUUGGAAACCAUCGAUCCAGAAAGCACUCGAGACCAAAUGUGCCAUGUUCAUCACGGGCUAUGAUGAAGCAGAUAUGAUGAAUGAUGUGACAGCUGUCGAACAGGAUUAUCAAGGUGAAUUCGAUUGGGUCUUGAAGCCAACGGUGAAUGAGUAUAGAAGCUUAAAGAGGGAUGUCAAUUUGAUGGACCUUCGACAAACCAUUUUUGCAAAUUAUGGUAUUUGGGGCAUUCGUGGUAAACGAUACGAUGUAACUCAUAACCCUGAAGAGAAUGAAUAAUAAAAAAAUAAACAACAAUAAAAAAAUACCCUUACAACCUUCUCCUAUUCUCUCUCUCUUUUU